This is a messenger RNA of Mytilinidion resinicola, 548 nucleotides long. RefSeq lists its product as uncharacterized. The coding region runs from base 188 to 376 and encodes 62 amino acids. The record is from RefSeq and is a predicted model, not a curated record. NCBI's taxonomy places the organism in Eukaryota, Fungi, Ascomycota, Dothideomycetes, Mytilinidiales, Mytilinidiaceae. The transcript has 3 exons.
CCACCACCACCACCUCGCCUUCAUCCACACAAGUUUCAAUUCACCAAUCGUCGCACACACAUCUCGCUCGAUCUCGAACCGCACGCACUCUACUGCGGGUGAACUGUCCUGUCACGAACUGAGCAACAAAUCACUCUACUCAUCUCACGAACUGGCGCCUGCCUACUUCAACGUCGCAACCUUCAAGAUGCUCGAGAGCCAACGUCAGGCGCUUCGUGCUGCGAAGGACUCCCUCCAGGACUGCCCGUCGGUCAGAUCCAUAAUCACCAACCGCAAGAUGUGGGCUGCGUUGGCCAUCUGCCUCGUCCUUGUCGGGGUCGGGGUGCUCAUCGCCUACCUCGUGAAACCACAGGGACUUUCGGAGAAGCUGGACUGAGAGCUGGGCUGGAAACUCGACCACGGUGACCACCUCUUAUAUUGCGUCGGUCCUGGGUGGAAUCUGGAGUUUGUCUGGCGGUGCUAUGGAGGGCUUCAUAUGUGUGACCGGAAUACAUAGUUGGUUCGCUUCUCAAUGAUUAGCGGACAAUAAACAACAAUGGAAAACUGAG